This is a messenger RNA of Aspergillus heteromorphus CBS 117.55, 4364 nucleotides long. Its product is annotated as nucleoporin Nup120/160. Bases 72 to 4019 code for a protein of 1315 amino acids. Gene Ontology annotation, cellular component: nuclear pore. NCBI's taxonomy places the organism in Eukaryota, Fungi, Ascomycota, Eurotiomycetes, Eurotiales, Aspergillaceae. The record is from RefSeq and is a predicted model, not a curated record. Gene Ontology annotation, molecular function: structural constituent of nuclear pore. The transcript has 3 exons.
CAACCGGCCAUGGAGACUUGAGCUGACCAUUUCUUCAAGAUCGUGGAAGGUGGUCUGUUCUUAUUCCCGACAUGGCGAAAAUCUACAAAGAUACCCGGGUCGACCUCCGGCCGUAUUCGCCGAACACCGUCGUCAACAUCCAGAUCCCAACACAAGCGAACACGCAAAGCCGCGCCCGAUUCUCGAUCGCCUCCUCUUCGACCCAGGACGAGCCGAUCGCCAAGGACGAAGAUGACUUCUCUAGACGGUUCCUAACGACUCAGGGAUCGGUCUACUUCCGCAAACGCAACCUCUACCCCCGAACGUUCCUUUGGAGGGUGGUCAAUGACAACAAGGUUCUGGAGAUUCAAUGCGUGGACCUAACCAAGGGCGGCGUUGAACAACAUGAAUACAAUGUUACUAUGCGCCUGGCGUUUGAGGAUCCGAUUGUCCCUUCGGGUGUCGACUUCGCGGAUCUGGAGGACCAUGAAGCGUUGAGCGUUUUCGUGGUCACGGAAUCCAAGCAUCUCCAUACCUUGACACUGCGCCCUGAAUUCUUCCGAAGGACUGCAGCAAUCGAUGAUAACAUCUCUGACUGGUGCAAGUCUUAUUUGCCGGCGCCGCUUACUUUCUCCCACCCUCACCGUUUACAUGCGAGCAGCCCGCUAGAGCUGUUCAUCUCCCUUGAUAAUGGCGCGCUUUUGCGCUUGACCAGGAAGUCUGGUGAUGAUGGCUCACAUUGGACCCCCCUCACCUUCGAUGAGAGAACCUGGGGCUCGUCGUUCCGCGGGUUGGUUAAAUGGCACGCACAGCCUUCGAUCAAGUUCCAGGGACGCAAUCUCGAUCCGAGUACAGCAAACGCUAUCGCCACAACGACCGACCAGACCUACGUGUUCGCCGUCUGUUUGAACCAUACCCUGAAGAUAUGGAAUCUUGCUACCAACAAGUUGGCUGCUACGAAGGACCUCUUGGACCGUGAGAUACCGGAGUCGGAGGAUUUGGGAUACUCGUUGAACCCGUUGGAGUCGUCUUUCAUCCGGGUCUUCAAUAUGGAACGUGCGCUCGACGGCGGGUAUCGCUACUACGUCGUCACUUAUUCGCCGUUUGAAGACGGAGUUUUCAAGUUCUGGGCCGUUAAGGGAGGCCUGACAUCGCCUUUGAUCAUCGAGGAUCUGUAUCCCGGAGCUACAUUAAAGCCCUUGGACCCGGAUUCGACUGGAAGUAUGUUCUGGAGCAUUGCCGAUUUCCAGAUCAAGCCCGCGGAAGAAGGCAAGCGCAUGGAGCUAUGGGUUUUGUGGAGGAACAGCAGUCUGUACCAAUUGUACACCGUUCACUUCAACUUCGAGAGUUUGGUGGCGGAUUGGGGUUCCAACUGGGUGUCCACGGUUAUGGACACUCGCGCACAUGAUGCCCCGCCUGCCAUGGCCUUGUCUGAUGUGGUGGAUCCGACAGAGAAGUGGCUCAAAUUCCUUUUGCAACCGAACAGGUACUCGACCGAUGUCCUUGAGACCGCUCUUUCUAUCUACCAGGAGGCUAUUAGCCCGCUGUCCUCGACUGGUGCAUCAAAGAAGCACACCCCUCUUGUGGAAAGACUCUGUUCCACGAUUGCGAAUACAGUGUCUCUCCGCAAGUUUGCCGAAGAUGAAAUGGAUUUCUCCCGGUAUCGCGUGGACACAGACCAAAAGUGGCGUCAAUUCUGGCAAAUCACGGACGAUGUCAACAAGAAAAGAUUCGAACCUGUUUCUCUGGCGUACGACGCUUAUUACGAGACCCCAUGGAUGCUGCUUUCAGGGAGCUGUGCGGUAAUCCGGGAAUGCAGUCCCACAGAGCUAAUUCUGCACAACUCAGGCCCGGUGCUUCGUUCGGAAGGACCCAAGAUCGUUGAUCGCUGGAGGCACAGGAACUUAGAUGCAGAGAUUGGUAACCUGUAUGAACAAACGUCUCACCUGAUGACGGUUGCUUCUGGUUUCCGGAAGGCCUUCCCCGCCGAUCUUGAAGUGGCCUGUCAAGGCGCGCUUGAAGCAGAGCUCUUCACCGAGCCCUCCACGUCUGUUCAGGAUCGGAUGGACAUUUUCCGCGAUCGGUGUGACUUUGGGGAGCAGAUCUCUAACAAGACGUACGACGGCCUGGUCGCUGCUCUCAAUGAGGGGUUGAAUAUCUUUAGUUUACAGAACGAUAUCUUCUACACUCUCAUAGAUACCAUCCCACUUGGAUUCCCUGGCAAGGACUCCGACCUUUUCCACACUCACUUUGGCGUGAAGGUCAUUGUCAACGGUGUUCAGGAAACGAUUUCGUUUACGCGCAAAACCUUGACCGAUCUUCUAUACCUUGUCCUUUUCGUGGACGGGGAGGUCCAGCAGGAAGAAAACUCUACGUUCGAUGCCGCAGACCUGUUUGUCACGAUCGUAACGUUGCUGCGGGAGUAUGAGAUGAUGUCUUGGCUGAGCUCGAAUUCUCGCAAGUGCUCUGAUAGACCGACACAGACCACGGAGGACCCGACGGCCACUCCUUUCUCUUUGAAGGAAUCAUCGGAGAACAAGAAACAAGACCGGAUGACGACUAUUCUUGAGGACCUGUUUGCCAGUGAUAUCAAGCCUCGCCAAUCCAUCGGCUUGCCCCAAAGUUAUACGAUAUCACUUGGAAUCCGGGAUAUCCUCUCCUGGGUGACUCGUCAGGGCGAAGUUGCGUACCCCAAUGCUCUGGUUUACAUACAAUGCGAUCUCAUCGCCAAGAAAAACAUCGACCUUGCGUGGGACUUUUUGCGUUUUCAAGCAAGCACGUCCUGGGCGACCUACGUGAAGGGUCGACUGUACGUAGCUAUGGCUGAAUACGAUACUGCCGCUUUGUACUUCCGCAAGGCUGCAUAUCUCCUUUCUUGUGGAAAGCCCCUUGGCAACUUGCAUGAGAUGUCGUCUACGCUACUCGACAUUGUUUCCGUGGAUUGCUUCCACAACGGUCUUCCUAAAUACUUCCAACACAUCCUGACGAUAUUCGAACAAGCGCGUUCGUUCUCCCACGUCGCCGACUUUGCCAGUCUCGCGUUGCAGGCCCUUGCGAGUGAGCAUGGAGGCGAGCAAGAUCCGGAAAACUCGAGCUUGCGAGCAGACCUCCUUUCGCGUUCAUUCUAUGCGUCGCUGCAAAACUGCCAGUUCGACCAGGCGUACUCCGCGCUUUCCAGAUACAAGGACCGCGCGCUGCAGAAGUCCGCCCUGAGCUCCCUCAUUACGGGCAUCCUGACCGCAUCAGGGCCUGGCACCGCUGGGCUACAGAAGAUUCUUCACUUCCCGACAUCGCUCGUCCCGAACAUCGCGUCUUACGUGGAUGACAUCCUGGCGUCCCUUGCUCGGAAACAGACAUCCUUCAGCUCCUACCUGGACACCGAGAACAAAUGGACAGACCGAACCCCCGACUACCAAAGAAUCCUGCAAGCGUAUCGCAUUGCUCGGGGCGACUUCCGCGGCGCUGCCGAAGUUGCCUACCGCAAUGUCCAGCGACUACGACACGCCCGUGACCAUUCGACCCAUCUGGUCCUCACCAAAGCCCGAGAAACCGAGGAGAACUAUCCCAUUGAGGAGGACGACCCGGAGAGCAAGGAAAUCCGCCACGAGCUCCUCUCCCUGAUCAACCUGCUCGCCUGUGUCGACAGGAGCGAGUCCUACAUCCUCGUCGAGAAAGACGGCCACAAACCCUCCACCGACCGACGCCGCAGUCUGCAACCUGCCGACGACGAUGGCAACGUCUUCAUGGAAGACACCGCCGACGCAGUCCCUGCCUCCCCCACUCCCUACGGCUCCCACCGCCGCCUGAGCGCCAGCCCAACUGCCAUCCGGCCCUCAAGCCGUCGCGACAGCAAAUCCUCCAUCGCCGCCGCUCACAUCCCCCAACGCCGAGUCAUCGUCACCCUGGACUUCCUGCGUCGCGAAUUCCAAGCUGAACUCGACCGAGUCAGCCGGAUCGAACGCGGCGAUUGGGAAUUCGGGAUUCUGGAUCACAACCCCGCCGGAGAACCGGAUAAUGACGACACGAUGCUCCUCGCCUAGAUAGACUGAGUGAGUUGCAACAACACAACCACCACCACUACCACUACACCACCUUCUCCCCCACCGACUACCAACAAAUAAACAAGCAAACAACAGGUUUCCUACCCUGCAUAACCUGUUUAUCUUCAUCUACCCACAUACACCCAUACAUACAGCACUGUCCAUCCAACUGCGACUGCCAAUCUUCAUUCGAUCGAUCGAUCGAUCGAUCUCUGCAAAUCCGGGCUAGCUUAAGGGGCGGGAGGCGCGCUUUGCUUUGCUUUGCUUUGCAUAAACCAUCCAUCCAACCAACCAACCAUCUUGUGCUUGCAAUUCUUUUCCCCAACUCGAUUUCAUCUAUUCUAG